GCAAAACAGCUUCAAUUAUUUUUUUCUUUAGUUCCAUCGAGAGAAUGUCAGAACUCAAAACUCGCAUAAUCGGAAAAUUCAAAGACAAAGCUUCGAUAGGCAAAGCAAGAUUGGUUCAUAGUUUUAGCUCCACUGCCGUCAAAUACAUUCACUUAGCCCUCUUGAAAUCAACAACUCAUACUUCUAACAAACCACCAAACAGUGAUUAUGUCUCCGAUGUCAUCUCUUACUCCAACAGCCGUUACGCUCCGGCAGCUUUCGCGGCGGCUUUGUGGAGAUUACGUGUCACGAAGAACGCUAUUGUGGCCACCAAAUCUCUCAUCGUCAUCCACAAGCUUAUCAAAUCAUCAAGAGACAACUUUGAAGGCCUAGAUCGUGAUCGAAACAAUCUAAAGUUGAAUGAGUUUUCAGACAAAUCUUCUACUCUCGCACUAGAAUUGUCUCAAUGGAUUAGAUGGUAUGGACUAUAUUUGGAUCGUCUCUCAUGGGUUCCGAAAGUAUUAGGAUCUUUUCCAAAUUUAUUGGAGAACCCAAAAGAGAAAGUCAAAGAGAAAGAUCGUGUUUCGUCUUACCAAACCGGGUGUAUUAUGAGACAAACGGAUUUUCUUGUGAGUUUUUUUGAGCAUAUAUGUACCAGACCGGAGGCUCCACCUAUGUACGAAAACAAGAUCGUGGACGAGAUUAGAGAGCUCGUGAUUCAAGACUACUUUAUGGUUGUGAGAUUGGUUAUGGUACGGCUUCAAGUGUUGAGUGAAAGAUUGAUUAAACCGGGUGUUAAGUAUAUUGGUGAUCCCGGUUUGAACGAUUUGAUUUUGGUUUUGGUGAGACUUGAAGAAUGCAAAGAGAGUUUGAGUGGAUUUUUUUGGCGUUGCAGACGUCUAGCAGAAGAUUUUUGGUGUUUGGUUGAGAUGUUGAAAGCCGAAACGGUAAAGGACAAUAAGCAAAUGGUUAUAUUAGCCGGUUUGGUUCAGACUACGGUUAAAGACGACAAGGAGAUGGUUGAAAUAUUGGCCGGUUCGUCUCCAACCGAAUGGGUAACAUUCGACGACUCUGAGACAUCAACACACGAUGUGAAAAAUUUGGAUUCCAAAUGGGUAACAUUUGAUGACUACAAUGGAUUGACGAAUGAGUCGGUGUGGCUCAGUUUGUAUACGUAACAUUCGAUGAAUGGUUGGUCCAAUUAGGUGAGGAAAGAUCCGGUUUACACAUGGUAGACCGAAGUCGUCUCACUGCGAACAUAAAUACGAGCUUUAUAA
This is a messenger RNA of Arabidopsis arenosa, 1256 nucleotides long. The record is from the annotation of a GenBank genome assembly. NCBI's taxonomy places the organism in Eukaryota, Viridiplantae, Streptophyta, Magnoliopsida, Brassicales, Brassicaceae.